Messenger RNA from Blepharisma stoltei, 213 nucleotides. The record is from the annotation of a GenBank genome assembly. NCBI's taxonomy places the organism in Eukaryota, Ciliophora, Heterotrichea, Heterotrichida, Blepharismidae.
AUGAUUUCUGAAGUAGAAAGGACGAAGGAGCCAACAAAGGUAGCGAAUAAAUUUAAAAUUAAAGAACAAAGCUUACUGAAUUGGACAAAACAAUAUUAUCAGACUGGGAAUGUAAAAUCAAGCUUAACACACAACACUGCACCUUCUGAGUUGUUGCUAAAAGCUGUGGAAGAGCUAGAAGAAGAGGAUAAGCUGCCAGAAGUGUGUGAUUAA